AUGGGGCUGCUGCCCAGCCUGGCCCUGGCCCUGACCCUGGCCCUGGCCACAGGGUUCCAGCCACAGGAGAGCCCCCCCAAGGAGUCCCACAACCUCCACUGGGGCAAGUUCUCAGGGUUCUGGUACAUUCUUGCUGUGGCCACCGACGCCCCGGGCUUCCUGCCGGCCAGAGACAAGAGGAAGCUGGGGGCAGCCGUGGUGAAGGUGCAUAGUGCAGGCCGGCUGCAGGUGGCCAUCGCCUUUAGCCGGUCUCGGGGCUGCCAGUCCCAGGAGGUGACCCUGAGGAAGGAUAAGAAGAAGGCCGUGUUCAGGAACACCCUGAAGGGCAUGAUGGGCUUCCACGUGCUGUCCACCGACUACAGCUACGGCCUGGUGUUCCUCCGCCUGGGCCGUGCCACCCGCAUCUACAAGAACCUGCUGCUCUUCCACAGACAGCACAUCCCCAGCUUCCUGAACCUGAGAGAGUUCAUGGACACCAGCGCCGCACUGCAGCUCAGCAGGGAGGCGGCCGUGCUCCCCAAAGACGCCUCCUGCGCACACACCCUCCUGCCGUGACCUCAUCCCCCUGCUCUUCCUGGGACUUGUG
Molecule: messenger RNA, 586 nt
Organism: Chinchilla lanigera (long-tailed chinchilla)
Lineage: Eukaryota; Metazoa; Chordata; Mammalia; Rodentia; Chinchillidae
Gene: Lcn10
Product: lipocalin 10
Exons: 6
Coding region: 1-555 (184 amino acids)
Molecular function (GO): small molecule binding
Source: RefSeq, a predicted model, not a curated record